Messenger RNA from Myripristis murdjan (pinecone soldierfish), 2798 nucleotides. It is a transcript of the gene ndrg1a, whose product is annotated as N-myc downstream regulated 1a. The transcript has 16 exons. The coding region runs from base 163 to 1329 and encodes 388 amino acids. Lineage: Eukaryota; Metazoa; Chordata; Actinopteri; Holocentriformes; Holocentridae. The record is from RefSeq and is a predicted model, not a curated record.
CGCUGCACGUAAUAAAUAAAGCAAGCUUUUGUCUGUGGACAAGACAACUCUACUUGAUCAGCUAUUUGAAAAGAAAAAAGUUUUUGAGGACUUUUUUUUUCCGGGAGUGUUCAUCAGAGGACAAUCAAAACUUUAAAGGCUCGGGCUCUCUGAUUCAUUGAAAUGGAUGAUAUCCAGGUUGUUGAGUCCAAACCCCUGCUGGUCGACAGGGAAUUGCCGGGCUUGAGAGAGGCUGUACAGCAGCUUAUGAUCAAGGAACAUGAUGUGGAGACUCCCUAUGGAAGAAUCCACUGCACGCUGAAGGGGGUGCCCAAGGGGGACAGACCGGUCAUCCUCACCUUCCAUGACAUUGGAUUGAACUAUAAAACGUGCUGGAAUACGCUCUUCGACCAUGAGGACAUGCAGGAGAUCAUGCACCAUUUCGCUGUGUGUCACGUUGAUGCCCCGGGGCAACAAGAGGGCGCAAACACCUUUUCCACCGGAUAUGAGUACCCCUCUAUGGACCAACUGUCUGAGACCCUUCCGCUGGUGUUAAAACACUUUGGGCUGAAGAGUGUCAUUGGAGUGGGCAUUGGAGCCGGCGCUUACAUUCUGACCAGGUUUGCUCUGGACUACCCAAACAUGGUCGAGGGCCUGUUGCUGAUCAAUAUCAACGCAUGCGCUGAGGGCUGGAUGGACUGGGCCGCACACAAGAUCUCAGGCUGGGCCCAUGCCAUGCCUGACAUGAUCAUCACCCACCUGUUUGGAAAGGAAGAAAUCCACCACAACCAUGACCUGAUCGCAACCUACCGCCACCACAUCAUGAAUGACAUGAACCAGUUCAACCUGCAUCUUUUCGUCAAGUCCUACAACAGCCGGAGAGAUCUGGAUGUUGAGAGGCCGGUCCCUGGAAUCAUCGCCAGAUCACUCAAGUGCCCUUGUCUGUUGGUGGUUGGGGACAACUCUCCUGCUGUUGAGGCUGUGGUUGAGUGCAACACCAAGCUGGACCCGACAAAGGCCACACUGCUUAAGAUGGCUGAUUGCGGAGGCAUGCCCCAGGUUGACCAGCCUGGCAAACUGACAGAAGCUUUCAAGUACUUCAUUCAGGGCAUGGGAUACAUGCCCUCAGCCAGCAUGACCCGGCUAGUCCGCUCCCGCACCGCCUCCGGCUCCAGCGUCGCUUCCUUCGACGGAAGCCGCUCGCGCUCGCACACCAACGAGGGCAGCCGCAGCCGCAGCCACACAACUGACAACCAGCGCGGCCGCUCCCACACAGACACAGCCAUGGACGGCACAGGCAACAGCAAUGUGGACCAAGGCGUGCUCAAGUCCACCGAAGUGUCCUGUUAGGCUAAUCUCCACCCCUCCAGACACCCGUGACCCCCAAAUCCCUUGAGGUCCCUUCCGUUCAUGCUGUGCUGCUUCUAACUGCAGACUGACACAAACACUCACAUGCGCACACACACACACACCUAUUCCCACAUACAUGUGCACACACACCAAUGUGGAGAAGGACAUUCAGUCACAUGGAAACGCACAAUACACACUCACCUGCAGACUUCCUGAGCUAUUCAGUCAGGCUGGGACGCCGCCCAAUUUGAGACCAUGACCUCUUUACAGUCACAGGGUGUAGAUGCAUGGGCAUGUCAAACCGCAUGCCUGCAAACAAAAAACUGAACAGACCAAUUGCUUCCCAACAAUCUGGGUCAGGUGAGUGACAGUUAGGAGCAAUGCAGCAUGGGAAAACCGAAACAGAGAAUGUCAGAGAAAGCUGUGGCUAUGAGUACACCAGCUUGUACAUUUAUCUCUCUUAACCUCUCACAUAUAAAUUGUUUUCAUACCAUCUCUAUAUUUCCCCCAUCUGUUUUGUCUAUUUUUUUAUUACAUUGACACAGCUUUCUCAGUUAUACCUGUAUCUUGACUGUAAAUGACUUUUUUUCUCUUUCUCUCUCUUUUUGUUCUUGCUGUAAUUGUUUGAUUAUUAACUCUUUAUUUUCCAUGUCUGCAGUGUAGUCGUUUGUACCUAAGAGCUGAGUUGUAGAUGUGGAGAGAGCAUAGAGAGGCAUUUGGAUAAACAAAAGUGGCAGUUUUCUUCAUAAAUUGCUAUUUAUCGUUGACAUUAAGGGACAGGCUUCAAGUCUAACAUGUAUGUACAGCAAACAAUAUUGCUCAGUCCUGUUUCAGGAUCCUGCCAAUGUCCAUUAUCCUUGAGUUUUCCUGAACAUUUAUCUGUUCUUUUUUAACAAUGUCCUGGAAGUUAUAAAUCUGUAACUGGCAAAACAUGACUUACAAAAUCCUUUCAGGAAUCAAGUGAUUGUAUACAUUUCAUUUCUAGAACAUUCCAAUGAGAUAUAUUAUGCAUUGUAUCAUUAAUCAAAACAAGCUAAUGAGAAACAUGAAUUGAAAUAGCUUUUGCAUUGUAUGCUUUAUUAACUGAUCAUGGUGUCAGGAGAAAAAAAAAAAGUUUUUUUUUUGCUUUUCAUUUUUUAUGAUGAUGAUUUCUAUGCAAUCAAGCACAAUGGAACAAAGAUGUGCCAUGGAACUGAUCACUUUGUAGAUGUGAUGCUCCUAUGUGGUUGUGGGUUGUGGGUGAGUAAAACGAUAGAUCCACAUGUUAAAUGAGGAUAGCCAUAGACCUUACCUGACACCCUCUACUCCCCUGUUUUACUUGCACUACAGCAACAUUUGCUUGAUAGAACACACACAUAGCUUUGUAAAGAUGCGAUGCACAACUGCUUAAUGCUGUAGAAAAGCAUUAAAUUGGCAUAACAGUUUGUAUUUAUUAAAAAAAUGACAAUAAAAACUUGUAACUUACCUUG